Biomphalaria glabrata is the source of this 648-nucleotide messenger RNA. RefSeq lists its product as uncharacterized. NCBI's taxonomy places the organism in Eukaryota, Metazoa, Mollusca, Gastropoda, Planorbidae. The transcript has 2 exons. The record is from RefSeq and is a predicted model, not a curated record. The coding region runs from base 1 to 648 and encodes 215 amino acids.
AUGUCAGUGAACACCACGGCUGAGUUUGGGCAGCACGCCAGUGUGGAGCCUCUUUUGGUGGACUGCCUUAUCGUCGUUCUCAACGUGAUCUGCGGUGAGGUCGUUGGACUUUUAGGCAUCGCUGCCAAUGCCGUUUCGAUCGUCGUCUUCUGCAAGUUGGGAUUUCAUGACAGCGUGGAUGUCACGUUAACCGCCCUGGCUAUCAGUGACAUUGGUUCCUUGGCCUCGCUCCAGUUUUACAACGUCAUGAUCAACCCGUGGUUAUCUUCCGUCCAGCCUCCUUUUGAAAUCUCAGACGCCAUACUUCUGCUCUCCUUGUAUCCCCACAUUUACUUCAUUAGGGUCAGCGGGCUGAUCACGGCUUUCGCCGCCCUUGAAAGGUGCGUCUGCGUGGUUCUGCCCUUGAAGGUGCAUGACAUUUUCAGCUUCUCAUUUAUCGUCUGCCUCUUGCCGCUGUGUGCAACUCUAACAGCUGUGGGCGUUGUCAAGGAGCUGAGCCAAAAUGGAGCGUAUUAUCAAGUGGCCAGACUGUCUUAUUGUAUUUCUUUCUUGAUGGAGACAGUCUCGUCUAGUAUGAACGCUUUCAUCUACUUCAACAUGAGCAGCAAGUAUAAAAACACUUUAAAGAAGUUCUUUUUAAAGGCAUGA